AUAAAGUUAUGAAAAACUUUUUGCGAAUUUUCUCUUCUCUGGUUUUUCUUGGAAUUUUAUCUUUCGUGGCAGGACACAAUUAUGAGUGCAAAGAAGGAUUUAACCUUUUAUGUCAAAGUUCUCGUUUAAUUAACAAUUUAAUUGAUAAACUUUAUGCAGUCAAAGUUCCAAUUGUGAUUUAUCCGGGUUUUGAAAUUGUCCUUGCCAAUACUAAUGGUUCAACUAAUGAAUCUAUAAAUAAAACGAAUUAUGAUGGAGAUGAAUCAAUUGUUGGAAGGAUAAGAAAUUAUUUGAAAUUUCAUGAAAUCAAUAUUAAGUUGAAUCAGAUAAUGGAUACGACUAGAUUUUUUGAUGUGUUUGGCAAUGAAGGUGAACAGAAUGAACCAAUUAUUGCAGCUCGAAAGAAAGAUGGCAAGAUGCAGUUAGUGGCUAUAUCCUUGAUGUUUGCUAAACUUUUAGCAUUCCUUAAAAUUGGAAGUCUUGGUGCAUUGGCAAUGAAAGCUCUUGGUAUAGCUUCGAUGGCAUUGUUAUUCAGUGUCAUGUUGGGAUUAAAAAGUCUUCAUCAAAGUGCCGAAGAAACUAGUCAUCAUGUUCAAUAUAUUUCGGAUGGACAUCAUCGCAGACGUAAAAGAUAUAUUGAUGAAUAUCUUUUGCCAACUUUACCAUUGGCCUAUCAAAAACUAUCAAAAGUUCAAAAAUAAAAAGAUUAUAUUGUGACAUGAUUUUAUUUUAAAUGUUUCUCAAAAAAUA
Molecule: messenger RNA, 750 nt
Organism: Episyrphus balteatus (marmalade hoverfly)
Lineage: Eukaryota; Metazoa; Arthropoda; Insecta; Diptera; Syrphidae
Exons: 2
Coding region: 9-701 (230 amino acids)
Source: RefSeq, a predicted model, not a curated record